Messenger RNA from Alosa alosa (allis shad), 1217 nucleotides. RefSeq names its product colony stimulating factor 1a (macrophage) (gene csf1a). The record is from RefSeq and is a predicted model, not a curated record. The coding region runs from base 162 to 1016 and encodes 284 amino acids. Lineage: Eukaryota; Metazoa; Chordata; Actinopteri; Clupeiformes; Clupeidae. Gene Ontology annotation, cellular component: membrane. Gene Ontology annotation, molecular function: growth factor activity; cytokine activity. The transcript has 6 exons.
UUAGUUUGCAAAUUGCAAGUUGCAAACGAUCAUUUUUAUUACAGGUUUAUUGUCUUCAAUUUCCUUGAUCCUAUAAGCUGAAAACACAAAUCUUAAGGAUACUAUUUUCCAAUGCAUCUAAAAGUGGAAUUUGUCAUUUUUUGCUUGCCCAGAUUAUCCAGAUGAACACAUUCAAACCAGGCCACAAAGAAAAGGCAAGGCGUCUGAGUUUCUUCCUCAUCCUCUGCUUUCAUGUGGCCAGGGCCCCUCCACCGGGUUCAUGCAAGCACUCCGUUACCCAGGACCACCUUCUGACCCUCCGAAAACUGAUUCAAAACCAGCUAUCAAGUGGCUGCUCAAUUAGAUAUACUUUCAUAGAGCGGCAACAUAUGAGUGAGGUUUGUUACAUCAAAGCUGCGUUUCCAAAGAUCCUGGAUUUACUCAAGACACAUUUUCAAUAUGUCCCAAAAUCAGACAACAAUGGCUAUGUUACGACCUUGGAAAAUGUCAUUUAUAACAUCUACACCCACAAAUGCAUUCCUGAAAUCAACGAGGAAGAGGAGGACAAUCCUGAGAAGUUCAUGAGUGACUACAAUACAUCGCCUCAAGAUGGUCUGCAGAAAGCCCAUGAUGUCCUGUCUAUGUACAUGAACCUGAUGACGGAGGGCAGAGAGCCUUUAGACUGGAGCUGCGAAGAAGAGUAUGCAGUGGAUGUUCUUGAAGCCCAUGAUGUUCACCACCAUACACAAGGCACUCCACGCUGUCACUGUCCUUCCACAGAAGAGUGGCCAACCACUUCAGAAAUCUAUGCAGCGACAAGCGAACAGACAGGCCGACCUCCAUCACAGUUCACAACAAAGACUCUGGAAGGAUCCUCUCAGCCACACCAUACUACAACAGCCACAGCGUGGUCAUCCCAAACAGCUGGCACUGCUGACGACCACACAGACGUUUUGGACUCAAAGGGACAAAAAGGUGGCAGAACCUUGCAUAGUGAUCUGCUCACUGGACCCACACUUAAACCAGUGACAGAGUGAGACCUGUAUCAUGGGGGCCCAUAUAAUCCAACAUUCACAAAUCAAUGCAAAGUUGCCUGAGAAGCUCCUGUUUUGUUUGGUCGGUCGAGCUAUUCUGUUCCUUGUCUCCAAAGCCUAUUGGAAGAUCUGCAGAAACUAUGGAUGGCCAUUUUACCCAGUCUUUGAAACCCUCAUGCAAAUGUGAAACCCUCAUGCAAAUGU